AAGGCACGGUUUUACGCCUAUGAAAGAGUGGAGAUAAUAGCCAUGAGCUCGCAUGAAACACAGUUGCAAGUAGGAGAUGCAUCUGUUAUCAUCAUGAGCGACGACGAAAGUAAUGCUUCAAAUAUUUCUGAAGACCUGUUUCUUAACAAUGAGGACAGUUGUGAUGUAGCAGAAAUGAAGCCAGAAGGAAGCAGUGCUGUGACGUUUAUGGAUAUGCAGAGCUUGAAUGAUGAGAACGAUGACAGUGUUGAGAAGAAGGGCAUUGCUGCUCAUAACACCGUAGCUCCUGAGCAAAGUACAACUCUAAAAAAUGUAAAAGCCUUGGAUGAAGAAGCUCACAGAAGUCCUCAAGACAUAAAACCCUCCAGCGUAACGGAUUCCGACUUGCGAGAUAAAAUGGAGGAGUCAAUGAGUCGUUUGGGAAAAGACGCUGACGCUACGAGUAACUUUGUAGGAUAUUUCUCACUUUUCCCAUAA
This is a messenger RNA of Cylicostephanus goldi, 477 nucleotides long. NCBI's taxonomy places the organism in Eukaryota, Metazoa, Nematoda, Chromadorea, Rhabditida, Strongylidae. The record is from the annotation of a GenBank genome assembly.